This is a messenger RNA of Andrographis paniculata, 3279 nucleotides long. Its product is annotated as BTB/POZ domain and ankyrin repeat-containing protein NPR1-like. NCBI's taxonomy places the organism in Eukaryota, Viridiplantae, Streptophyta, Magnoliopsida, Lamiales, Acanthaceae. Gene Ontology annotation, cellular component: nucleus; cytoplasm. The transcript has 5 exons. The coding region runs from base 223 to 1995 and encodes 590 amino acids. The record is from RefSeq and is a predicted model, not a curated record. Gene Ontology annotation, biological process: regulation of salicylic acid mediated signaling pathway; systemic acquired resistance, salicylic acid mediated signaling pathway; regulation of jasmonic acid mediated signaling pathway. Gene Ontology annotation, molecular function: protein binding.
UCCCUUCUUUGUUUAUUUGUCAAUCGGUUGCUGAGCUCAUCAGUGACUUGACUUGUCCCCUCCGAAUCAAAUUUCUUCUCCCACCUCCAUAUGUCUCUGCAACUCUCUCCGGUCAUCGGAAUCCAUCCUUCCCGUCAUCGGAGGAACCAUCCGCCGUUACCAAUCGAAAACGGAAGAUAGCCGAUCCAAUUCCGCGUCGUUUCGAAUGUAGAUUCGCUCAAAAUGGACACUCGAAUCGCCUUCUCGGAUUCCAACGACGUCGCCGGCGGAGGAAGCAGCAGCGGAAGCGAAUUGACGCUGUCCUUAUCGACGGAUCAGUUGCCGCCGGACGUGGCGGCGCUCAAACGCUUAUCGGAAACUCUGGAAUCGAUCUUCUUCGACGGCUCUUCUCCGCCGGCUUUUGACUUCUUUUCCGACGCGCGGAUGGUUGUGGAAUCCGGAAGAGAGAUUCCGGUGCACCGGUGCGUAUUGUCGGCGAGGAGUCCUUUUUUUAAGAACUUGUUUUUGGACAGAGAGAGUGAUGCGAAGGUGGAGAUGAAGGAGGUGCUGAAGGAGUAUGAGGUCGGGUUCGAUGCGUUGUCGACGGUGCUGGCGUAUGCUUAUAGUGGAAAAGUUAGGGUUUCCGGCAAGGGUGUGUGCGAGUGUGUUGAUGAAGACUGCUCGCAUUUGGCGUGCAGGCCGGCGGUAGGGUUUAUGGUGGAAGUUCUGUACGCCUCUUUUGUGUUCCAGAUCAAUGAAUUGGUGUCAAGGUUUCAGAAAAAUCUGAUGGACGUCCUUGACAAGGCGACAGCCGAUGAUGUAUUGAUGGUUUUAUCUGUCGCAAGCAUGUGUGGCACACUUUGCCAAAGUUUGGUUUGCAAGUCUAUCAAUAUUGUUGCAAAGUCUGACCUUGAUAUUAUUACUCUUGAUAAAGCAUUGCCUCCUCCUCUUGUGAAACAAAUAAACGAAUUACGGUUAUCACUUGGCAUACAAUCACAUGAAAGCAACACUUUUCCUGAUAAACAUAUUAAGAGGAUACACCGAGCUUUGGAGUCUGAUGAUGUUGAGUUAGUCAGAAUGCUACUCAAAGAAGACAAUACCAAUUUAGACGACGCAUGUGCACUGCACUAUGCGGUCGCUUACUGUGAUGCAAAGACCACCACUGAGCUUCUUGACCUGGCAAUUGCUGACAUAAAUCUCAGGAAUCUGAGAGGAUAUACUGUGCUUCAUGUAGCUGCAAUGAGAAAAGACCCGAAAAUAAUAGUCUCUCUGUUGACUAAAGGAGCUAGGCCAUCUGAUCUCACUGCAGAUGGCAGGAAAGCCCUUCAGAUCUCCAAGAGACUUACAAGAGCUAUUGAUUAUUAUAAAAAUGCAGAAGGGAAAUCUACUCCUUCGGAUCGGCUUUGCAUAGAGAUUUUGGAACAAGCGGAGAGACGGGAUCCAUUAUUAGGAGAGGCUUCAAUGUCUCUUGCUAUGGCUGGUGAUGAUUUCCGCAAGAACCUGCUUUAUCUUGAAAAUAGAGUUGCAUUAGCCCAAGUUCUAUUCCCCAUGGAAGCUAAAGUGGCCAUGGAUAUUGCUCGGGUUGAUGGAACUUCCGAAUUUCCAUUGAACGGAACCAACAAAAAUAUGUCUGUUUCUCAGAGGACUGGGGUGGACUUGAACGAAGCACCUUUCAAGAUCAAAGAAGAGCAUCUGAAUAGGCUAAAAGCCCUCUCCAAAACCGUGGAACUUGGGAAGCGCUUCUUCCCACGUUGCUCGGCUGUAUUAAACAAGAUCAUGGACAGGGAAGAUUACACCGAGAUAGCUCAGCAGGGGAAUGGCUCUGUCAACGAUUGCCCUUUGAAAAGGCAACGGAGACAGGAGCUCGAAGAAGUUCUGAGCAAGGCGUAUACAGAGGACAAAGAAGAAUUAGACCGCGCAACAAACCUUACAUCCUCGUCAUCUUCGUCUGCGCCGAUAAUAAAAUCAAACGGUCUGACAAUACGAGUCACAUUAGGCGAACUAUGUGUAGCAUGAAAGACCCAGAGACAUCAGGGGUUUGAAACCGUGACCGUCAGGCCAUCUGUUACAAGUUACAAGACAAAUUAGAUAAUGUAGUUUUAGAGUUGCAAUAUUAAACCAUAAAAUAAAAAAAUAAUAAUAUUAAAAAAAAUUAAAAAAAUUGUUGAAUUACUUAAGAAAUAUGUUGAACAGUGUUAUGUUAUAUGUCCACUUAUUGAGUAAUACAAAACAAAAAUAUGGGUCAUGGCGGGGGUUAGAGUUCUGAUUUAAUAUAAUUAGCAUAUAUACUAAUGUUUUAUACCUGUGUUGUGUGUUAUAUGUUCAUAUGCUAUCUAUAGUAUUUUCAUGUGCUGGUUGGGACAAUCAACAUGCAACAUGCAAAAUUUGUUGAACCAUAUGUAAAAUAUGUUAAAAUCAAGUCAUAUUAAUAGUUUAUGUGUUGAAUAAUAUAUCUUAUAAACAAAGUAUAAAAUCAAGUAGAAUUAUGUUAUAUUGAGAGCGCUAACGAAAUAUAAAUUGGCAUCCUAUGGCUUGAACUAAAUCAGCGUGUGCCGUGUAGAUUGUUAUCGUCUAUUGUCAGUAUAUAUUAUACAUAUGUGUUGCGUUAACAUGCACCUUAUGACUACCGCUAUCAUUUCAUACACUGUAUUCAUUAUAUGUUAAGAUGCACUUUGUACAGUCAGUUUACAUUUCAUAUGAUGAUUAUGACUAAUUAGUACUCUAAUAUUCACCAUGCUAUCCUAGACAUGAAUAUGAAUAUAUAUAUAUAUAUAUAGAACCACAUAUACAAAAUUUGAAUCAAAUAAUGCAUGUGCCUUCACUCUCAAAACUUCAAUAGUCUCUGUCUUAACGGAAGACUUCGGCGAAUGGGGAAAAAUAGUCAUGUUGAGAAUAGUAAUGCAUUUAGUUUGUUUGAUAUAGAGCUAUUAAACGAAUUGAUCAAGCUCGAAUAUCUGUUGUUACAGCUUGCUUUGAACGCGCUAUCAGUACAUACUCAGCUUUACUCAUUUGAGAUUCGAACUAAAAUGAUGGCUCGAGCUUAAUUUGCAAAGCUCAAACUUGAGCUUGAGCUCGGCUCACAAAGUUCGAACUCGAGCUCGGAUACAUAGUAUAUAUUUUUUAAUAUAUAAAGUAAAUAGAUAUAAUCUUAUUCACAAUUAUUAUAAUGAAAUAUUAAAAUUUCAUAAAUAAAUGUAAGUUUUGAUAUAAAAUUUUAUAUAUUACUCCCUCUGUCCCGGGUCAGAUAACCUUUUUACUUAGGGACAUUUUUAGGUAGUGUAAAUUAGUAAGUUAUUAGUA